AUGAGCAGCUCCGUCGAAGCGGGCGGCGCGUCGCGCACGACGGCGUCGGCCGAGGGCGACGUGGACCUCAUGCGCACGAUCCUGGGCGAGCACGUGCCGCAGAGCGUCAUCCUCGCGUGUCUCACCGCCUGCGCCUUCGACGUGAGCGCUGCGCUGAACUGGUACUUUGCCGAAGUCGCAGCGGCUGCGCCUACAGGUUCCGAGACGGAAGAAACGGCCGUCUUGGAGACCGCAGCGGCCGCGCGCGCGCGUGUCCAUUGCAUCCACUCUGGUUUGGGCCUCACGCUCCAUGCGCGCGCCGUCGGGGGGAUGGUGAGCAAGUCGGAAGCGUACUACGCCACACUGACGAGGGGAGAGCCGGCGUACGACGUGCUGACGCCCAGUAACGACAAGUUCCGCACGAUUCGGCUUCGGAAAAGAGGCUGGAGAAUGGGCGCGUUGCAGACUAUGCCGUCGCCGGCGACGCAGCGACCGGUGUUUGCGAACGGCGACGUGGUGACGCUCGAGUGCAAUGGCUUGUGGCUCAAGGCGAACUCGAUCAACAAGAUGCUGCAGUGGAAAGCGCCAUCGGACGACGACCGGAACAAGUUUGUGAUCCGAGGGCUGCCGCUGGGCAAGAACUUGGCACCUGGUGACUACUUUUUUCUCACGAGCUACAAGUGGAAGGACAAGGAGAUUGUGCGCAAGGACGAGCGGCCGGUCGGCAUCAGCAGCUACAACACAAACGUGCAUCGAUGCUUCCUCGGGCUCGAUCGUAUCAAAACAGCGAAUCAACGCUUGUAUCUGUAUGCAAAGCUUACGCAAAAUGCAAUCAAGAGUCUACCAAGACCUGACGACCCGGUCGACGCCAGCCACCUGACUAUCAGUGUCAUGGGUACACCGAGAUCCAUGGGAAGCUUCGCCUCGCAAGAGCAGCCGCAUUCGCUGCGGACGAACUCAAUCGCAGACGAAGUUCAAUUCUCAAACGCCAAGAUCGAGCAAAUGAUGGAUAUAAUCGGCACGAACGUGACUCGUGACCACCUGGCCAACUUUCUUGACGGUGCUGGCGGCGAUGUGCAAGUUGCACUGGAGCACUAUUUCAUGAGUGUAGCGACCGCCAAGGAUGGCGUGGAGGCUUUACGAAGUACGUCGGCGACUGAUGCCCCUGCAGUAACAGAGGCUCAGGUUGUAGAGUCAACAGCAGUCCACGAAGAGGCACAAGCUCGUACACACGCUCAGGCAAAAGUGAACCACGGCCGCCGCCCGCUAAGCCAGCUCAUCUUGGGCAUCCCGCCGUUCUCGGAGCCGACGCCGUUGCCAAGCACGAAGCCGUUGUCGAUUGUACCUACCAGUGUUUCCACAAAGGCCAAGUAUGUGGCUGCUGGGACCCAGCCACUCCCGCCUUCGGUCGACGCGGCAAGUACUUUUGUUGGAGAGCCAUCACCUGGCAUGCCGCCUCCGGUGCCCUCUCCGUGUCCGUCUUCUGUUGUGCCUCGUAUCGAUCCUGCUGCAGGUCGCGGUGAGGUGGCUGUAUCUGCGGUAUUACAAUCCACUGUUGGUAGCGCUUCCGUGCCUCGAAUAAUCGAGGAUGAGGUAUAUGUGGAGACAAUUGACUACUCGAAGAAUCACGAGCCAAUGGAACAAGUGAUGACCCCAGUGGAGCAGCAAAGUCAUGGAUCAGUGAUAAAGUCUGGGAUAGACAACGAACGGGCCGAGGCACUCACGAUCCAGGACUUUGAGAUGCUGAGUGUGCUGGGCAAAGGCAGUUUUGGCGCUGUGAUGCUUGUCCGUUUCAAGAAAGAUGGCCGUGUCUUUGCUCUCAAGAUUAUCAAGAAAAAUAACAUGGACCAGGCUGAUGUUCAAAACGCUAUCGAAGAACGGCAGAUCUUGCAGCGCAUUCAUCACCCGUACAUUUGUGGGCUGGUGUUCGCCUUCCAGACCAACGAGCGGCUGUACUUGGGCAUGAAAUACUAUGCUGCUGGAGACCUCUUCUACCACCUAAACAUGAAGGGCCAGUUGGGCGCAAAGAACGCGAAACUGUAUGGCGCAGAGCUUGUGCUGGCAAUCUCGUACCUCCACGAAUUGAACAUUCUGUACCGUGACCUCAAGCCUUCGAAUGUCAUGAUCGAUUCCGAGGGCCACAUCGGCGUGGUCGACUUUGGUCUGUCCAAGCAGCACAUAUACGGCAGCAAUUUUGGUGUCAAGACACUGUCGGGCACGGCUGAGUAUGUGGCGCCAGAAGCGCUCGCACAAUCUGCUGACGGCUCUCGCAACUAUGGCAAGGCAUACGACUGGUGGAGCUUGGGUGUCGUUAUCUACGAAAUGCUCGUUGGCGAGUCGCCGUUCUACGAUGAGAAUGAGCACACGAUGCUCGGCCGGAUCGCACAUUCCGAUGUGGUGUUCCCGCCGGACUUUCCACGCGAUGCGCACGACUUGGUUACGGGAUUGCUGUGCAAGGAUCCGAAGAAGCGGCUAGGGUCAGAGUCAACGGGCGGCGUGGACGCCAUCAAGCGCUGUGAAUUCUUCAGCCAGAUAGACUGGGACAAGCUGUUGCGGCGAGAAGUCAAGGCUCAUUGGACUCCGAAGCUCAGCAGCGAGACAGACACGCGAUACGUUGAUCCCGAGUUCAUCGAGGAGGGUCCGCCUUCAGCAGCGUACGAUCCGAGCGCUGGCUCGGAAAACUCGUCGAGCAAGCGCUUCAGCCAAUUCUCAUUCAAUUAUAACCUCGAGCGAUAA
This is a messenger RNA of Hyaloperonospora brassicae, 2715 nucleotides long. The record is from the annotation of a GenBank genome assembly. NCBI's taxonomy places the organism in Eukaryota, Oomycota, Peronosporomycetes, Peronosporales, Peronosporaceae.